Molecule: messenger RNA, 281 nt
Organism: Leopardus geoffroyi (Geoffroy's cat)
Lineage: Eukaryota; Metazoa; Chordata; Mammalia; Carnivora; Felidae
Product: ATP synthase membrane subunit K, mitochondrial-like
Exons: 1
Coding region: 61-237 (58 amino acids)
Source: RefSeq, a predicted model, not a curated record
GUAGCUGCAUAUGUUGAAGGACCUAACUGGCAGAUUGGUGUCUUUUGCAAGAUUGACAUCAUGGCAGAUCCAAAAACUGAUGACCAAUUACAUUUCACUGAUGUCAAAAAAUAUUUCAACUCUUAUGCUCUCACAGGUAGAAUGAAUUCCGUACUGGCCACAUAUGGAGGCAUUGCUUUGAUAGUCUUAUACUUCAAGUUAAGGUCUAAAACAACACCAGCUUUGAAAGCAACAUAAAUGCAUUUUAAACUGUACCUCAUCUGUUAAGUUUCCAAGCCCAG